Molecule: messenger RNA, 159 nt
Organism: Colletotrichum tamarilloi
Lineage: Eukaryota; Fungi; Ascomycota; Sordariomycetes; Glomerellales; Glomerellaceae
Exons: 1
Source: RefSeq, a predicted model, not a curated record
AAUAUAUUAAUAAUAAGUAUUAUAAGAAUUAGCUUUAGUUUAGGUAAAGAAAUCGUUACUUUAAGUAUAAUAAAAAUAAAGACGUAUUUUAGAACGAUAAUUUUUUAUAUUCUAUUCGUUAAUACCCUAUUUCUCUUAUAUUUAAAAAAUAUAAAUUAA